AUGGCGGAAGACAAGAAAAACCGAUGCAAUCAUCAUCAUCAUCGUUGCACGGAUAACGUACGAGAAAUAAACAAAGAGCAAUUUGCCGUUUUAUGGACUCUUUUCGUAUUAAUCGUCGUCGGUAAUUCGACCGUUUUAAUUGCAUUGUUUUUGGAUCAGAAAAGAAAAUCGAGAAUGAAUUUUUUCAUCAUGCAAUUGGCAUUGGCCGAUUUAACGGUUGGAAUUUUUUACGUAUUAACGGAUAUAAUAUGGAGAAUGACGGUCACGUGGCACGCCGGCAAUCUCGGAUGUAAAAUGAUAAGAUUUCUACAAGCUGUCGUUAUAUAUUCAUCAACAUAUGUUCUCGUUGCGUUGAGCAUAGACAGAUACGAUGCCAUAACACAUCCGAUGAAUUUUUCAGGAAGUUCAAGAAGAGCUCGAGUUUUGGUGAUACUCGCAUGGAGUUUCAGCAUACUUUUCUCGAUACCCAUGAUAAUACUCUACAAGGAAAGAUACAUUCAAGCUCGCGUCCAGUGCUGGAUAGAAUUCGACGAACCUUGGCAAUGGCAAAUAUACAUGACACUAAUUUCCAUCGUAUUAUUUUUUUUACCCGCCAUAAUUAUAUCCGCUUGUUACACGAUCAUCGUUUUUACAAUUUGGAGCAAAGGAAAACUUUUGACUCAUUCGUCGACAAUGAGAAAUGACGAUUUGGACGGAAGAAGAGCAAGUUCCAGAGGACUUAUACCGAGAGCGAAAAUAAAAACGGUUAAAAUGACGUUUUCGGCGGUGAUUUUGAAUUUUUACAAUGAUUAUCCGUAUUUCAUAUUCGAUUUACUUCAAGUUUUCGAAUAUUUGCCGAGAACGCAAACGACGGUCGCAACGGCAACACUCAUACAGAGUUUGGCUCCACUCAAUUCCGCGGCAAAUCCAUUGAUAUACUGCGCAUUUUCAAACAGGCUUUGCAGAACUCUCAGGUAA
Pediculus humanus corporis (human body louse) is the source of this 957-nucleotide messenger RNA. Its product is annotated as class A rhodopsin-like G-protein coupled receptor GPRvpr, putative. Gene Ontology annotation, molecular function: vasopressin receptor activity. Gene Ontology annotation, cellular component: membrane. The transcript is spliced from 9 exons. Bases 1 to 957 code for a protein of 318 amino acids. NCBI's taxonomy places the organism in Eukaryota, Metazoa, Arthropoda, Insecta, Psocodea, Pediculidae. Gene Ontology annotation, biological process: G protein-coupled receptor signaling pathway. The record is from RefSeq and is a predicted model, not a curated record.